Molecule: messenger RNA, 1371 nt
Organism: Hippopotamus amphibius kiboko
Lineage: Eukaryota; Metazoa; Chordata; Mammalia; Artiodactyla; Hippopotamidae
Gene: CA10
Product: carbonic anhydrase 10
Exons: 9
Coding region: 8-994 (328 amino acids)
Molecular function (GO): zinc ion binding; carbonate dehydratase activity
Source: RefSeq, a predicted model, not a curated record
UCAGAGGAUGGAAAUAGUCUGGGAGGUGCUUUUUCUUCUUCAAGCCAAUUUCAUCGUCUGCAUAUCAGCUCAACAAAAUUCACCAAAAAUCCAUGAAGGCUGGUGGGCAUACAAGGAGGUGGUCCAGGGAAGCUUUGUCCCAGUUCCUUCUUUCUGGGGACUGGUGAACUCAGCUUGGAAUCUUUGCUCUGUGGGGAAACGGCAGUCGCCAGUUAACAUAGAGACUAGUCACAUGAUCUUCGACCCCUUUCUGACGCCCCUUCGCAUCAACACUGGGGGCAGGAAGGUCAGUGGGACCAUGUACAACACUGGAAGACAUGUGUCCCUGCGCCUGGACAAGGAGCACUUGGUCAACGUAUCAGGAGGGCCUAUGACAUACAGCCACCGGCUGGAGGAGAUCCGGCUACAUUUUGGGAGUGAGGAUAGCCAAGGGUCAGAGCACCUCCUCAAUGGACAAGCCUUCUCUGGGGAGGUGCAGCUCAUCCACUAUAACCAUGAGUUAUAUACCAAUGUCACAGAAGCUGCAAAGAGCCCAAAUGGAUUGGUGGUAGUUUCUAUAUUUAUAAAAGUUUCUGAUUCACCAAACCCAUUUCUUAAUCGAAUGCUCAACAGAGAUACUAUCACAAGAAUAACAUAUAAAAAUGAUGCAUAUUUACUACAGGGACUUAAUAUAGAGGAACUAUAUCCGGAGACCUCUAGUUUCAUUACUUAUGAUGGGUCAAUGACUAUUCCACCCUGCUAUGAGACAGCAAGCUGGAUAAUAAUGAACAAACCUGUGUAUAUAACCAGGAUGCAGAUGCAUUCCUUACGCCUGCUCAGCCAGAAUCAGCCAUCUCAGAUCUUUCUGAGCAUGAGUGACAACUUCAGGCCUGUCCAGCCACUCAACAACCGCUGCAUCCGCACCAACAUCAACUUCAGUUUACAGGGAAAAGACUGUCCAAACAACCGGGCCCAGAAGCUUCAGUAUAGAGUAAAUGAAUGGCUCCUCAAGUAGGGAACUAAGCCAAGAAGAAUCCCACCUCAGUGAAAUGCUACAACUGUGAAUUGACGUAACCUAAAAUGUUCCCCUUCUUUCUUCUCUCUCCUUCCCUCCCUCAAGCCUCAUUCACUUUUUGGAUUGGCCCUUUCUUCAUGAAAAGUGUCUGCAAAACCUUGGCAGAGGAAUACAUCUCUUAUGCAUACUCACAAACACACACAAAAGCACUCACACAUACAUACACACACAUGCAAAUAUAUCUACACACAUACACACUCACACAGCCUCCACAAUGGGAAGCCAAGUUUCAGAAACAAAAGGCUCACUCAUAAGAGGUCUUAGAAGAAAAUAACCAAUUAACCUGAUUACAAUUUUGAUACUUUUUUCCGAAAGAA